Molecule: messenger RNA, 967 nt
Organism: Ananas comosus (pineapple)
Lineage: Eukaryota; Viridiplantae; Streptophyta; Magnoliopsida; Poales; Bromeliaceae
Product: ubiquitin-conjugating enzyme E2 36
Exons: 8
Coding region: 155-616 (153 amino acids)
Biological process (GO): protein K63-linked ubiquitination; DNA damage tolerance
Cellular component (GO): nucleus
Molecular function (GO): ubiquitin conjugating enzyme activity
Source: RefSeq, a predicted model, not a curated record
AUAAUAAAAGUGUUGAAGUUUCUUUUUCUCUUCGGCCUCUUUCUCUACUCCCGUCCCCUCCUCCCCCAAAAUCGAAGACGCGCAUCGGGGGAGAGAGAGAGAGAGAGAGAGAGAUAGAGAGAGAAAUAUCGAAACCCUAGCGCCCUAAUCCGCCAUGGCCAAUAGCAACCUCCCUCGCCGCAUCAUCAAGGAGACGCAGCGCCUCCUCAGCGAGCCAGCGCCGGGGAUCAGUGCGUAUCCUUCGGAAGAGAACAUGCGCUACUUCAAUGUGAUGAUUCUAGGGCCGUCUCAGUCGCCUUAUGAAGGAGGGGUUUUCAAGCUUGAAUUAUUCUUGCCUGAGGAAUAUCCAAUGGCUGCGCCCAAGGUUCGUUUCCUCACCAAAAUUUACCAUCCCAACAUUGACAAGCUUGGAAGAAUAUGCCUUGAUAUUUUAAAGGACAAAUGGAGUCCUGCACUACAGAUCCGCACAGUUCUUUUGAGUAUUCAAGCACUUCUCAGUGCUCCAAACCCAGAUGACCCGCUGUCUGAUAACAUCGCAAAGCACUGGAAGGCAAAUGAAGCGGAGGCCGUAGAGACUGCGAAGGAAUGGACACGCCUAUACGCCAGCGAGGGUUGAUAAACCAGCGGCAGCAUUCUUAUUUCACUAUGGGAGUGUAUUCAACCAUCACUUGGUAAGAUUGAAAUGCAAGUGUUUAAUGUAAAACUGUUUACAAGUGUAUCGUCGUGAGUUGCCGUGUUGUAUUUUAUGUUGUAUAUUACUUGUUGGGUAUUUCAUACAUCUCCUGAUAUCUGUAGUUUUAAGUUGCCCUUUCUUCGAUCUCUUUUGCGUAAACGACUUUGCAGUGUCUUAAUGUUAUAGGGGCAAGUUAACUUCCUUUAUAAACGGAGGUGGUGUUUGCCAUGGAUGACAUUUGGAUUGUUGUAUUGUAGUGUUUCUGUUUUAAUGUAAAAUCCAUCUUAUUUCAAA